Molecule: messenger RNA, 2270 nt
Organism: Monopterus albus (swamp eel)
Lineage: Eukaryota; Metazoa; Chordata; Actinopteri; Synbranchiformes; Synbranchidae
Gene: ltb4r
Product: leukotriene B4 receptor
Exons: 4
Coding region: 140-1279 (379 amino acids)
Biological process (GO): phospholipase C-activating G protein-coupled receptor signaling pathway; complement receptor mediated signaling pathway; positive regulation of cytosolic calcium ion concentration
Cellular component (GO): plasma membrane
Molecular function (GO): complement receptor activity; leukotriene receptor activity
Source: RefSeq, a predicted model, not a curated record
GUAAAAAGGGAAGGAGUUGGCACUAGAUUCGACAUGGUGUUAGAUUGAUAACCAUCUAGUAGUUUGGUUUUAAAAAGACAUCUUCAUUUGAAGGUUGUGUGAGUCUCAGUACUUGAAACCCAACUCAGAUUCUUCCCUGAUGGCGUCCAGUAUCAGCAACUCCACCUCCCAGCAGGCCUCCGUGGCCUCCUUUUCUCUGCCCAUGACUGUGUCAGACCAGGUCAGUAUUGCCAUCCUGACCUUAGCCUUUGUGCUGGGCUUCCCCGGGAACCUGUUUGUGGUGUGGUCAGUGUUUUGCCGGGUGAAGAAGCGUUCGGUGACCUGUCUGUUGGUGUUGAACCUGGCAGUGGCGGAUACUUUCGUGCUGCUCAGCGCCCCUUUUUUCCUGCGUUUCCUGGCUGGACACCAGGGCUGGGAGUUUGGCUCAGCAGCAUGUAAGCUGGUGCAUUACCUUUGCAGCGUGAACAUGUACGUGUCCAUCUAUCUCAUCUGCCUGAUGAGCUUUGACCGCUGCCUGGCCACCACAAGGCCUUUCCUGUCCCAGAGAAUGAGGACCAAGCACUCCCUGCUGGGUUUCCUGCUGGGUGUCUGGGUGAUGGCAUUCAUCCUGUCACUGCCAAUGCCUUUCUAUCGCAGUAAUCUGAAGAUCCCACAAUACAACAAUACCUUUGUUUGCAUUCCAUACCACUGGAAAAGUGUGGGCCACCGGGUCUUCCAGUACCUGUUUGAGACCAUCAUGGGCUGCCUGGUGCCCUUCUCUGUCAUCAACAUCUGCUACUCCUCUGUCAUUUGCCGCCUGCAAAGCGCUAAGUUCCAGCGCAGAGAACAAGGAACCCGCCUGAUCCUGAUGAUCAUCUGUGCCUUUGCAGUAUUCUGGCUGCCCUAUCACAUUGUCAACAUCAUAGAGGUGGCCGGUCUGUUACAGGACAAUAUAUCAGUGGUCAGCGCUGCUCAGACAGCUCGUCGAAUUGUCACGCCCUUCGCCUACUUCAGCAGUGCUGUCAAUCCCAUUCUCUACGUGUUUGCUGGCAGCUCCCACAUCCGUCAGGCCGGCCUUGGCUUCAUGGCCAAGCUGUUUGAAGCCACCAACUCGGAGAGCAGGAGCACAUCUACCUUCAGCCACAGUGGCCGCAGCAGCUCCACACCGGAUGAGAGCUCUGUCCUGCACACGCUGUCAGUCAAAAUGGGGAGGUCUGUCAAAGGCAAGAACAAGGAGAGGAGCAGGAGUGUGGCGGGCAAAGAGGUCGAGAGUCUGCACAGUGUCGAGCAGCAACAGUAGCAUUUAAGUCAUUUCUUUAGUCUACCUUUCUAAACUGCUUACUUAGACACAGACUGUGUUGAUCCAUGAUUUUGUCAUUUGGAGCUUUUACAUCUAUGGGCCUUACACACUGAACUGAAAAUGGUUUCCUGUACAACAUUAGGAGAAGGAAUGGUAAAUCAUGAAGCUACAUUAACAAGAUAACAAGACAAGAAGAUAAUUAAUGAAUCAUUAUUAAUUGUUUGUAAUUUAAUAUGAUUUCAGCUCAUAUAUUUUUACAAGCCUAAAAAUAUUUGUAUAGCAGUGACUUUACAAAGUGUAUGUUAUAAUUUUAUCAUGUAUUUUAAGCAUUAUGGGCCCACGGUGGUUUCAAUGUAUAAACUAAUUAUUUACAUCUGUUUGCACUCUUUGUCUCUGGCCUAAAAUUAUUUUUGUCAGGAACUUUUUAAAAUAAUGCCUAUGGUUAUUUUCUUGUGGAUAACUACUAGUUUAUUUUGGCUGUUCUGUAUUUGUCAUAGGAGGCCCACACAAGUACUAUACUUCGAGUGCUAGGCUGUCUUGCAAAAUUAACUGUCUUUUGCACAGAUGUAUGAAAAGACCCAGUUACUCAUGCAGUACUCACAAGCAUGAACAGGACAUUGCAUAAGAAAGAUUUCACCAAAGCAUCCAUCCUUUCACUGUUUCAUAACACUUGACUGAAAUCUCCAGAAUAUAAAAAUCCAUGUUAUUGUUAAUCUUUUUGCAGAUCAAUGCAACUUUCCUCACACAAACCGAUAAGUGACAGAGGAUGGACAGUGUGAGCUCUUGGCAGGAUAGUGUCCUGUAGACACAACUGUACAGCUUGAUGACAAAAUGCCUGUCAAAGAUGACACUUCUCCAUCAUUCAUGUCUUUUUUUCUUGUCAUGUGUGGCAAGCUGAUUUUUUCCCCCUUCCUUCCUGACUCUUUUGACUGUUGUUGCCACUGGUUUCCGUUAUUUUUUAGAGAACCAUAGGUGUUAGAUUUGACUUGUG